GCAGUGGUUCUUUGUUCUGAUGCUACAAUAAGAAUAUUACAAUUAAAUUACUUGACAAAAUCAAUUGUCGAAUCCAGUCGUUUCCAACUUUGUUCUAUGGCAAUGUUUAGUUCUAUAAAUUUGGCUGGAUUAAUUGAAGGGACGACAACCUCUCCUUCUCAACUUCUUUUUUCAACUACAACUUCAGGAUAUUUAUAUAUUUUUAAAUUGUUGAUAUUAACAAAUGGAACAACAAAAAUUGAUUUAUUAAAUGAGCCUUAUUUGGUUGAAAAAUGCGGACUUUCCGUUAUUUCUUCUGAAAUCUCUCUCUUCAAUAAUCAUCAACAUUUUAUCCUUAUUGGUUCAGAAUCGGGUUCAAUCUCAAUUUUAACAUUUGAUUCUCUACUUGGAAAUGUGGAAAAUAAUAUUUUUGUUAAUUUACAUGCCUCUACUAUAACAGCGCUUAAAAUUUGGAAAUCUUCAAUUCAAGACUCAACCUUAGUAAUUGCAAGUGUUGCUUUAGACUGCCGACUUUGUAUUGGAAAUUAUAUUCCUGACAAAAAUGAGUUAAUUCCUCAAAUCCAAAUUUGCCUUUCAAUUUCUGACCCAGCAGCUUUAAUUGUUUUACCUAAUCGAACAAUAAAUAAAUUGAAUGAAAGGAAUAAAAAAGGUUUUAGUUGUAUCAUUUCUGGUAGUGGAAUUGAAUGUAUAAAUAUUUAA
Messenger RNA from Meloidogyne enterolobii, 699 nucleotides. The record is from the annotation of a GenBank genome assembly. Lineage: Eukaryota; Metazoa; Nematoda; Chromadorea; Rhabditida; Meloidogynidae.